GGAUUGGACAGAACACCGGAUGUUGUAUCUGCCAUGUUUGGCCGCUUUGUUGCAGGUUUGUUGGAGGUGUCUGCAGAUUGGAGCUUGUGUGCUGCAGAGAGCUGUAAUGGAGCCGAGCUGGAGUACGUUUUUAUUCCAACAGGCCAACGAGGCUCUGCAUCACCAGCAUCAGGUAGCCGGGAACAGUCUGUUGCCUUUGCUCAGUUCAGGAUCUGAGCCGCCUGAUCAGAAACCAGUGAUGCCCAUCCCUCUGGACCAGAAGCCCCCCGUCAGCGCUGCAGAACUCCUUAAAGACAAUGUGGCCAGUGGGACAGGAGGAGGGGGGGGCGGGCCUCCUGUCGCUGUGGUCAAAAAGGAACCCAAGUCAAAGACACCCUUCAUCUGUGGCUACUGCAACAAGGCUUUCAGAGACAGCUACCACCUGCGGCGGCACGAGUCCUGCCACACUGGCAUCAAGAUGGUGUCCAGACCCAAGAAGACACAGACAGCCCCCACCAUGGUGCCCCUCAUAUCCACAGUACCCCGAGAGAACAACCCCAACCAGUCUUAUAUCACGACCGUAGCUGGAAUCUUGACCACAGCCACCACGUCCACGUCCACAGGCACCAGCGUCAUGACCCCCAUGCAGCACCAGCAGCAGCACCACCAGCACCAGCACCAGCAGCAGCAGCAGCAGCAGCAGCAGCAGCAGCAGCAGCAGCAGCAGCAGAGCGUCCCCAAGAAGCCCCCCAAACCCGUGAAGAAGAACCACGGCUGUGACAUGUGCGGGAAGGCCUUCAGAGACGUGUACCACCUGAACCGCCACAAGCUGUCACACUCGGACGAGAAACCGUUUGAAUGUCCGAUCUGCCAGCAGAGGUUCAAGAGGAAGGACCGCAUGACGUACCAUGUCCGCUCCCACGACGGGGGGGUCCACAAGCCUUACAUCUGCUCCGUCUGCGGGAAGGGCUUCUCGAGACCUGAUCACCUCAGCUGUCAUGUGAAGCACGUCCACUCCUCAGAGAGGCCCUUUAAGUGCCAAGUCACGGCCUGUACCUCUGCCUUCGCUACCAAAGACCGUCUGCGCUCCCACAUGAUCAGGCAUGAAGGUAAAGUCACCUGCAACAUCUGUGGUAAGAUGCUGAGCGCCGCCUACAUCACGAGUCACCUCAAGACGCACGGCCAGGCCAGCUUCAACAGCCCCUGCAACAACAAAGGCAUAAGUGACUGGCAGUGGAACCACUCAGGGCCCAGAAAAGGUGAGUUGACGGUAGGAGAGAUUUUAAAUAACUCCUUCCAAGUCCUAAUUGACAACUCUCACAAAGAUGCCAACAAUGUGCACAACAACUCAGCCGCCACAACGCCGGUCACCAACUCGGCAGCCAUCACCUCUGCUAUGAACCGCAUCGGCAACCUCAGUAACCCAGUCACCAUCGCAGCUCAGAUGAACAUCGCCACCAGCACGGUCAACAUCACGUCUCAAGUCAACCUGCAGCACCCAGUCACCAUCACUGGCCCCGUCAACCUGGCCUCCGUCAACAUCCCGACCACAGCACAUAUGAAUAUCGCCCACCCGGUGGCCAUCACCACGCCCAUGCCCAUGAAUAUCACAGGGCCGCUCAACAUUGCCAUGAGACCCAUGGAGAGCAUGCCUUUUCUAUCCCAGGUCCUGCCUUCCUCCCCGCCCUGGUAGAGCUGGCAUUAAGCCCCCGUUAGAGCUGAUAAUGUUUGAACUGCCUGAUAAUAGUUUAAACUGUCCAACCUUAGAGGAGUGAUAGUACCUGAGACCUGAGGGGGCGAUGAAGGGUAACUCCCUGGAGUCGUCAUUCUUAGGCUUUUACUCUCAGAAGAAAUUAGGUUUCAGCUUGUUUUUGGCGAGCAGGUUGUUAGCAUGGUCUGACGGACUGUAGGAUCAAUGAACCCUCAGACACGGUUUAUUUUAUUCAUUUCAUACUUAAAUAUUGGAAAGAAUAACUCUGUAUUACAUGAGUAGGAGUUUGACAGAUUGAGGUCUGACAUGGCUAACCCUGAGAACAGAGAAGUUAAUAUAGCUGAGGUAUUUCAUCACAUUGAUGAAAACAUUGAAGUAUUUCAAGCCCCGCUCGUGGAGGUAGAACCCAAACUAUUGAUUAGUGAUGCUCAGAUUUGUGGUAUGUUCUUGUUGGGUUAUUAGAGGCCAGAUUUAAAUUCAGCAGUUUCUGUGGGUCAGUAGAAACCAUCAGAAACAUGAAGAAGCUCCUGAAGAGUCCUGAAUCCAGUCUCCGGAGGACUUCAGAUCUUGUUCUUAAAACGCUAACUUUGUUGGGAAAGGUUGAAGGCUGAAAUUUGGUGUAGAUAUUCAGUGUAAAUAUGAAACAUUUUAUGCCAAAGAUUUUGUAAGUGCAGUGUUUCCAUUUAAAAGCUUGAUUCAAACAGACGGGGUAAACCCUUUGGACAGCAUUCAGACCACGACGGGGCGUUUCAAAGCCACAAUGAUGAACCGAGAACCCUCUGGCAUCUUACCCAUCAUGUCAUUAGGAUGAUAUUACUUCAUUUUAAAUCUCAUUUGAACUUUGAUCAUGUUUGCAUUCAUGUUUCUUCAGGUUGGUCGGGCUGAGUUUGAGUCAGUUGAAUAUUAGCAGGCAGUUUGGACGGUAUCACCUGUGACAGCUCUCAGUACUGUGUAUUUAUCCCUGUUAACUCCUCUCACACUUCCCUAGUUUCUCUCUGACAGAUGGGUGAGCUGGUUUGUGGCAGCAGUGAACACACAGCGUGCUGCUGGGAGCCAAACCCCUUCCCGGACUUUAAAGUUGUCUGUAGACGCAGAAGGACAUAGUCUGUUAAAGUGACCCGCUGAAGAGGAUCUCCUCAGCAGGUUGGGACUUUCAACAUGGGUGAUGCGGGACACCUGAGGCAUUGUUUCAAAGCUCCUUCAAUGGAAGUGUAUGGCUGGACUUAAUGCUUCCUCUUAAAGCAGAUUUUGUUUUAUGUUUUUUAUUGUUCUUUUAGUGGACUUAUCAGUAUUUGAUAGUUUAUGUAUUUUAAAGUUAAACAAAGCUUCCAUGUUUUUUUGGGGGGUUAUCGAGUUAAUUUGAUUGAUGGUUCUGUCUGAUCCAUCUGCUCCCCCUGUGUCUGUAUUUCAACACUGCUGGAAACCAGUCACAGCUGGAUGUUCUGCACACGUUAACCUGUGACACGUGUUUGUUUGUAUUUAUAAAUCUGGACUAGACAGUUGAAGGUACAGCAAAGAGGAAAUGUCUUGUUGUAAAAGCAUGUCCCCUAGGUGUUGCCUUUUAAUGGCAGUAUUAUCAAAGGUCAAAUGAUUUUAAAUUCUGAUUACUGAUGCUUAACUGUAGAGGUCAAGAGCGCCACCCAGUGGCUUAUUAGACUGUGUGCUACAUGAGCAGUCCCAAAGUUAACUCUUGUGCUUUGUUUUGUUGGUUUCCUUAAGCAGGUGUAGGAUCCCAUCACUGUCAGUCAAACUCAGGAAGGUUACUGAGAAAAGUCUUUGAACGUUUCAACACUGACCAUUUUUUUGUAAAUAUCAAACACUAUCUGAUUGCCUUUCACCUGUGGGCGUGGGGAACUCCCUGCUCACCACAGGUCACAAUGCAAGAACUGCAUCACCACUAAUGAGGCCGUCCAUCUGGAUAGAACAGAGCAAACUCAACAAGGGAAAAAGGCUGGAGUCAGGUUCUUCUGUUUGAAUAAUGACCAGAACCCACCUCUGUCUCCUUAAGACAAGCAGCCUGAUGAACAUUAAUACAGCAGCUGCAGUGUGGUUCUUAAACUACUGAAAACACUUCAGAAGGGAUCCCUGUCAUUUUACACCUGGGCCCUAUCUUUAUUCAUGGUAGUUGAAGGAAGUUUGGCCCUGACGUUGGUACCCGGCACUUUUUCAUACCUGCAACAUAUUCCCUUUGGCAUCUGUGCCUGAUGGAAGUUUGUUUGCGAUGAGUUCUUGUUGUUGCCCCUAAUAGAGUUCUGGGUUUUAAUUUGAAGUGUUUAACAUUACUGAAAGAUCUCUACCUCUCCUCAACUAUGCUCACUGUCAACACUCGCCGCAGCUCGCUCAGCAAGAUUCAAGAGGAACUCUCCCCGACCAAGGCUUACCCUCGAACUAGACUUCUUUUGCUAUUCCUCUUCUGGGAAAAGUUUCCUCGAACAGCUCGUCACAUUUAGCAACACUUUCAUUUGGUAGGGAGCUGUUCUCGAGGCUGGUCUUCAAGCAGGACUUCUCCCUGAUCAGAAUUUUUUGGGGGACAAGAUUUUGUCUUGACCGGGGACUUGUUCUGAGAGAAGACUGGUCCCUGAUAGAGACUUGAUACUGAGUAUGGCCUUUCUUCAUGAGGGACACAUGUCCUUGAGCGAGGCUUGUCAAUGCAUGAGAUGUGUCCUUAAGCAAACCUUGACCUUAAGUGAGACUCUGGAGAGAGACAUGGCUCCUUGAAGAAAAUGUUCCCUUGCGCGACAUUUCUCUUCUUGCAAGACUUCCCCUUGAGGAACAUAUGUUGGAGAGAGACUUGUUCUUACUUUAUGCCUGAUGGAGGCCCCCCAUGGGGUUGGACUUUUACCCGAUCAAGGCUACUGCUUGUUUAUAGAUUGGGCAUUGAUGAACUAUCCUUGCGCAAGACUUAUUCUUGACUAAGACUUGCCCCUGCCUGAGACUUGAUAAUAAGAAAAUCUAGUCUAUAAGCAAGCCAUGAGAGGAAUGACACCCUUUGUGAAAUAAAAGCUUCACUCCAUGAGAGCCACAAUUGAGGAAAGACCUUGAACAGGUCUCAGGUGAGGACAUGAAGUCUUGCAUGUGUUACUGAAGAAAGAGCUCCCUUCUUGAGGCAAAGUCACAAGCCCUAUCUAACUUAAGAACAAGACUUACUUCAUGAAAAGACUCAUGUAAGGACAUGUCUCAAACUAGGGCAAGUCUUUCUUUAAGGGGCACAUUUCCUCGUUGGACUUGUCCUUGAGGAUGACUUACUGAGACUGUUCCUUGUAUAUGUAAGUGUUCUCCUUGAUGAGGACCUGUCCUUAAGCAAAGUAGCAGUGCCACUUGGUCUGGAUUGAGACUACAUUCUUGGGAUGCAAGUCCUUGAGGAGAAACUCCUUGAUACCCAAUCAGACUGCUUCCUGUCGACGGCUGAACGUUGGGGGAGCCUUGAUUUGAUCCUCUGUUCUCUGGUUAAAUAGCAGAAAGGGCAGAGGGAGCCUUUGCUUGAUGUUGUACAUGAAAACGAGCACUUUCACAGGUAACCUUAAAGAAGACCACGUUGACCUAGUCCCAGGUGUGGUCUUGAUUGUUGUUCACUAUGACGCACUACACGGGAUCAAACUAUAUACUUACAGAGCUGUCGGGUCCUGAUGCCUCUAAAAAGAUGAUGCGGUUAACGUGUAGUCUGACUGUGGCAUUAAGGAUUACUUAGACCGCCACAGCUGCCUGCUGAGACUCGAGCCCUCUACUGAAGGAACUUUUAAAAUAUGUCAUCCAAAUCUCUUCUGUACAAAGCCCUGCUUUAAAGAACAAAGUCCCAUCAGGUGGCCUUUAACUGUUUGACAAACCUGAUUGUAGUUUCCAGAGAACCAUCAUCCCUCCAGCCUUUUUCUUUGAUGGGUUCACUUUUCUGCAGGUCUGACUUUGCUUGGGUUGUUGUUUAAUUCCAGCUGUUCUUUUAUUGGUUAUCUUCACUGAACAGUUGAUGCUGUGAUCACAGAGGAGGCUGUGAAUACUGUAGGUCAACCAGAACAGCACAGGGUCAAAAGGCUGCUAUCUUGCUGCCACAUAAACCGGUGGUGACAAUUCAUUUUGUGAGCUUCUACCACUUCCUGCCCACCGUGGUAAGAUGGCUAUCGUCCUUGCUGCUCUGACUCAUGUUGUCUAAUCAUCGUACCCAAGAUUCUAUUAGGAGAGAACAUACUCUGAAGCAGGAGCUAACAGUGCUCUAAAGCUGUGUUCAGACUAAAAGCAAAUCAUAAUGCUGCGUUGCUGACUCACCCUUGUUUGACCGUGGGAUCAUUUUGGUGUUCUAUUACCAAAUGAGAUCAGUCAGAAAACCAUCUCCUCACCUGGACUCUCUCAGCUAGGUUGUCUCCUCACCUGGACUCUCUCAGCUGGGUUGUCUCCUCACCUGGACUCUCUCAGCUAGGUUGUCUCCUCACCUGGACUCUCUCAGCUGGGUUGUCUCGUAAGCACUGUGAUUGUCCCCCGUUCUUGCAGUUUGAAAGAGAGUCAGAUCCUCCUCUCAGUCGGUCCAUGUGAGGGCUGUGAUGUUGACGCCCAUGCAGAGCUGGUUUGGAGAACUUAGCAGACCAGGUUGGGUUUGUCUCAUCUCAGCACCUGGACUUUGAUGGUGUUUGAAAGCCUCCUCUGUGAUCUCAGCUGGUCCUGCACCAGGCCUGCAUACUGUCCCACAGUUCCUGUUUGUAUCACAGCGAACACAGCCGGCAAGCUAGUUUGUAGAUGUGAAGCCUUUGGUAGUGAAGGCCGUAGUUCAGUGCAGGGUCCCUGAAGCACUUGGAGCAAACUGUAGGAUGUGCACACUACAGAGGAGAGGUACUUAGAGGGCAUUUAUAUUUGGUGCAUUCACAUGUGGGUUGGCCUGUUAGCUUCAGUCUUUGCAUGCCAAUAUGUCCACCAAGAGAAGUGCUCGAAAACUGAUGGCAUUAUGAUCCUGGAAAAUGACUUCCUUUAUCUCUCAUUUUCUUUUGUUUCCAAUGUUACAUGUGGACGACGGAGCUCGUCCGGUCUAGGUUUGAGUCCAACGACUGUUCUUAGAAGGAUAGUGACUUUUUAUGAAAAGAAAACACUAAAAAAAAGUAGGAUGGCGGAAAGUGUGAGGUGUCAUUUGUCCUUCUUCAGUGGCCGUAAACAAAGUGUGCCUGAAAUCCUUCACGAGACUCUUCCACACGUCACCUCUUCCUCUGGACGGUCUGAUGACGAAGAGCUCGGUGAAGAAGCCUUCAUCGGUUCAGAUGGCUGAGGAUCCGUCGGGUCCAGAAACCAAACAACGUCUUCAUUAGCUUUUUAUUUUGAAUCCUGAGGAUGUUUUAUUUCAGGAACAACAUGAAUUGAUCUUUAUUUGUUUUGACCACGUGGUUUAAUUUGACUCCAACCUAAUGUGAAAACGUUGAUUUGGCCAAAUGAUGUUUUUUAUUUGUUUUAAAGUUUGUGUGAUGAAUUUGGCAGAUGUGAAGGCAAAUGAAUGUAUAUCUUUGUACAAACCAUUUAGUUCAGAGGACGUGUUAGCAAAGAGACUCAUGCAAGAAAAACAAACCUUUUAUAAACUUUUUGUAUUAGAACAUUAACAUGGUAAUUUUUGUAUAUACGAAGGCUAGGCUUUCUGAUUAGCAGAAAGGUAAAAACAUUCCUACAUUUUUUAAUGUCCAUUCAGAAGAAUUAUGGAAACAUGCGCAAUGUUUUAUGUGCCUUUUAUUUGGGUUUGUCUAAAUAAAAGAAAAUAAAACAUGACUGUGGACUGUC
Molecule: messenger RNA, 7432 nt
Organism: Notolabrus celidotus (New Zealand spotty)
Lineage: Eukaryota; Metazoa; Chordata; Actinopteri; Labriformes; Labridae
Product: vascular endothelial zinc finger 1-like
Exons: 7
Coding region: 20-1672 (550 amino acids)
Biological process (GO): regulation of transcription by RNA polymerase II
Cellular component (GO): nucleus
Molecular function (GO): DNA-binding transcription activator activity, RNA polymerase II-specific; RNA polymerase II cis-regulatory region sequence-specific DNA binding
Source: RefSeq, a predicted model, not a curated record